AUGAACCAAAAAAUCCUCUCCGCCGUCCGUGGUGGUGUCGAGUACGACACAAUCUAUCCUGCCGGUUUCGACCAGAACUCCGCCCAAGGUACCGCCAGCAUCGUCGCCAAGGUCAAAAACACCCUCGCUUCCAACCCAAACGCGUGCUUCAUCCUUGAAGGUUACUCUCAGGGUGCUGCUGCUACUUGCAACGCUCUCCCCCAACUCACGGGUGCUGCUUUCGACGCUGUUAAGGGUGUCAUUCUGAUCGGUAACCCUGAACACAAGCCUAACCUCGCUUGCAACGUUGACGGUAACGGUGGUAAGACGACUUCCAGCGCUAGGGGUCUCGAGGCUGCUUUCUCGCAGGGUGUGCCUUCGAACUGGGUGUCGAAGACGAUUGAUUUCUGUAUUAACGGUGAUGGUGUUUGCGAUAUUAGCUCGGGCUUAGGUAUUACUGCUCAGCACUUGCAGUACCCCUUCAACUCUUACGUCCAGAACACGGGUGCUAGCUUCGCUAUCAAGGCUCUUCAGGGAUAA
Messenger RNA from Ustilago hordei, 519 nucleotides. RefSeq lists its product as uncharacterized. Bases 1 to 519 code for a protein of 172 amino acids. The record is from RefSeq and is a predicted model, not a curated record. The transcript has a single exon. Gene Ontology annotation, molecular function: hydrolase activity. Lineage: Eukaryota; Fungi; Basidiomycota; Ustilaginomycetes; Ustilaginales; Ustilaginaceae.